AUGAAGCACCCCACGGCGGCCCCGUCCUCGUCGCUAGAGCUGACGAAGAAGCCGUUUCUGGCAGACCUUCUCCGCAAGGCUGCGGAGCGGCUCUGCCACAAGCAGCUGUGGCGUGUUGCGAGCCAGCUGGAGCAGCUUCCAUCGCCUGCCUCGGCAGACACGGUGCGCGAUGCGUUGCGGGCCAUUUCCGUCUUCCUCUCCGAUGAGGAUCACGCGCACAUGUGCGAGACCUACGCCGCCGGCGCCACUGACGGACAGGAGGGUUCUCGGAUGAUCGACACGUCGGCUCUCAUUCAGAGUCUGAGCACAUCCCCGCUGACGCCGCGCAGGAAGUACGUGGUGGACCUUCUUAUCCGCAAGCUAGACCCCAAGGGCACCGGUAUUAUCUCCUACGGAACCCUAAGUGACCACUACGACGUGCUGCGGCAUCCAGAGGUGCGAAACGGUGCGCGCACCGAGGACGAUGUGUUGCUUGCUUUCUUCGACAACUUCUGCGGGGCCGACGGCACACCCAUGGUGCAGUUGACGGAGGCAGAGAUGCGCAUGUACUGCGUCGGUAUUUCGAUGCGGAUGAAGGAUGACACCGACUUUGAGCUGUGGUGCACGCGGGCAUUUUGCCUCGAUCGACCGAAGCUAGAUCAGAGCCAGGUGACGGCGCACCUGUCCGGUUCCCGCAGCCACUCCCGUAUGAGCCGUCUGCUAGGCGAGGGCCGGCAGCACCCGCUCUACACGACAACAAAUGAGGAGUACGGAAAGGAGUUGACGCUGUCGGACUACAAGCUGCCGCAGCACGGCCGCCCGCAGCAGUUCACGCGCAACUUGAAGCAGCGCACCGGUGGGGCGACAUCCAUGAACAUGUAG
Messenger RNA from Leishmania mexicana MHOM/GT/2001/U1103, 861 nucleotides. RefSeq lists its product as hypothetical. The coding region runs from base 1 to 861 and encodes 286 amino acids. Lineage: Eukaryota; Euglenozoa; Kinetoplastea; Trypanosomatida; Trypanosomatidae. The record is from RefSeq and is a predicted model, not a curated record. The transcript has a single exon.